Molecule: messenger RNA, 2743 nt
Organism: Danio aesculapii
Lineage: Eukaryota; Metazoa; Chordata; Actinopteri; Cypriniformes; Danionidae
Exons: 5
Coding region: 57-1817 (586 amino acids)
Molecular function (GO): GTP binding
Source: RefSeq, a predicted model, not a curated record
UAAAGAAAAUCUGCUAUUUCUGUCCUUUGAUUUGAUCCUGUAGAAGUUAAGACAAGAUGCAGGGGAGCAGGCUUGACCAACCAUAUCUGAGUGUUGUUCUGCUGGGUAAAACCGGAUCAGGAAAAAGUUCAGCCGGAAACACCAUCCUGGGCCAGAAGAAGUUUACAAAUAAGGCUUCAGUGGUGUCAGUCACUAAAACCUGUGAGAAAGGAGAAGCAGAGAUUAAUGGAAAGAAGAUCUCCGUCAUCGACACGCCAGGACUCUUAGACUCAACACUAACAGAAGAAGAAAUGAAGAAGGAAAUAAUGACGUGUGUAGAGAUGUCUGCUCCUGGUCCUCAUGUGUUUCUGCUGGUCAUCAGACUGGACGUGAAAUUCACAGAAGAAGAGAAAAACAUGGUGAAAUGGAUUCAGGAGAACUUUGGAGAAGAAGCUGCUCGUUACACCAUCAUUCUGUUCACUCAUGAUGAUGCACUGGAGGAUCAGUUACUAUAUGGGUACAUCAGUCAAAGCGGUGAUCUCUGGGAUCUACUUUAUGAGUGUGGAGGUAGAUAUCACUCGUUCAACAAUAAAGACAUGAAUGAUCGCUCACAGGUCACUGAACUGAUGGAGAAGAUUGAGAAGAUGCUGGAGGAGAAUGGAGGACAGCACCACACCAAUGAGAUGUAUGAAGAAGCCCAGGAGAAAAUCGAAUUGGAUGCUGAUAGACAGAAAUUUAGGGACUACGCGAGAAUAGCAACAACAGUAUUAGGAGUGGGAUCUAUAGCAAUAUUGGGAGUAGCAAUUGCAGCAAAUGCAGGAAUACUAGCAGGAUUGACAACAGUAAUGGGAUUAUUAGCAUUAGCAUUAGCAGGAAGAGAGGGAGAUGAAAGAGGAAGAGGCGCAGCAUUGGCAGCACUAGAAGUACUCUCAACAGUAGCAGAGAGAGGAGGAAGAGGAGAGGCAUUAGCUGGAGGCUUCACGAACAAGAUGCGGAGGAACAGUAUUGACCAACCACCAGACCUCAGGAUUGUUCUGCUGGGUAAAACUGGAUCAGGAAAAAGUUCAGCUGGAAACACCAUCCUGGGCCAGCAGUUGUUUACAAAUAAAGCUUCUCUAGAGUCAGUUACUAAUACUUGUAAAAGAGGAGAAGCAGAGAUCGAUGGAAAGAAGAUCUCCGUCAUCGACACGCCAGGACGGUUUGAUACAAGGCUGACAGAAGAACAAAUGAAGAAGGAAUUUAUAGAGUGUGUAAAGCUGUCUGUUCCUGGUCCUCACGUGUUUCUGCUGGUCAUCCGACUGGACGUGAAAUUCACAGAAGAAGAGAAAAAUGCUGUCAAAUGGAUUCAGGAGGAUUUUGGAGAAGAAGCUGCUCGCUACACCAUCAUUCUGUUCACUCAUGAUGAUGCACUAGAGAGACGGACGCUACAUCAAUACAUAUGUGAAAGUGAAGAUCUCUGGGCUCUUCUUUCUCAGUGUGGUCGGAGAUAUCACUCAUUCAACAAUAAAGAUGAGGAGAACCGCUCGCAGGUCACUGAACUGAUGGAGAUGAUUGAGAAGAUGGUGGAGAGAAAUGGAGGAAAGCACUACACUAAUGAGAUGUACAGGAAGGUCCAGAAAAAAAAGGAAUGGCUGGCUUUUAUAGAGAAAGCUAAAGACUAUGGAAAAACAGCGUUAACAGUGAUAGGAGUGGGAGGAUUAGCAAUAGGAGCAGUAGCAGUAGUAGUAAAAGCAGCAGGAGGAGGAGCAGCAGAAAAAGCUGCAGCUGCUGCAGGAUCAGCACUAGCUGGAGGAGCAGUAGCGUUAGGCGAAGCAGCAGCAGCAAAAGUGAAGUUAUAAUAUAGGGAAUAUAGGGCAGUGACUCUAAAUAAAUACAAGAAAGAAAAUAAAACUAGAUCUCAAAAGCAGUCUUGAUGGGUCAUGGGUAUAGUUUUUGCAAUGCAUUGUCUCAAAAGUACUUUUAUUUUAUGCUAAAAAUCAUUCAUUCAAAAAACAUUCACCAGGAAGACAUUUAAACAUUUAAAGCCAUCUGAAAGGAUGUCCGGGUGCUAAAACAUAAAACCACAGCUGCCCAACUCACUGCAGAAUUAAAUGUGCAGCUCUACUCUUCUGUUUCCACCAAAACUGUUGGUCAGGAGCUCCACAGGGCCGGCUGCUAAAGUCAAACCUUUGGUCACUAGUGCCAAUGCUAACGCUGGUUUCAAUGGUGCCAGCAGUGACAAUCUUGGGCCGUGGACAAUGUGAAACAUGUAUUGUUCUCUAAUGAGUCCACCUUCACUGUCUUUCCCACAUCCGGGAGAGUUAUGGUGUGGAGAAGCCCCAAAGAAGCAUCCCACCCAUACUGCUGAUGCCCGGAAUGAAGAAUGGGGGUGGAUCAGUGAUGUUUUGGACUGCAAUUUAAUGGCUUUCCCUUGGCCCAUUACUUGUGCUAGAUGGAAUGUCACUGCCAAGGUCUACCCAACCAUUCUGGAGAGACAUGUGAGCCAAUGGGUCAAACAUUGUAUCCUGAAAGUAGUGCCAUGUAUCAGGAUGAUAAUUCGCCAAUAAUCACAGCAAGACUGGGGACAGAGUGGUUUGAUGAAUAUGAAAGUGAAGUUGAACAUCUUCCAUGGCCUGCACAGUCACCAGAUCUAAAUAUUAUUGAGCCACUUUCAGGUGUUUUUGAGGAACGAGUCACGAAAGGUUUUCCUCCACCAGCAUCGCAUAGUGACCAGAACACUAUUGUGGAGUAUAUAUAUUAGUUUGGGCAAAAAUUCACUGUGAUU